This is a messenger RNA of Erigeron canadensis, 1331 nucleotides long. RefSeq names its product tRNA (guanine-N(7)-)-methyltransferase. Gene Ontology annotation, molecular function: tRNA (guanine(46)-N7)-methyltransferase activity. The coding region runs from base 86 to 979 and encodes 297 amino acids. The transcript has 8 exons. The record is from RefSeq and is a predicted model, not a curated record. NCBI's taxonomy places the organism in Eukaryota, Viridiplantae, Streptophyta, Magnoliopsida, Asterales, Asteraceae. Gene Ontology annotation, cellular component: tRNA methyltransferase complex. Gene Ontology annotation, biological process: tRNA methylation; RNA (guanine-N7)-methylation.
UUGGCUUCGACACCCUUGUUAUUAGUUAAUCUAUCACUUGAACAAACAAACAAACCCUCCUCUGCCCUCGCGCGAGCGUUUGGAAAUGGCAAACUCUAUGCUCAAAAUCCCAAUUCUAUCAACCCUCAUCAUUUCAACAACUGCUUUCCAAACCUCAAAAACACUCUUCAAUCCUUCACUAAUUCACAGUUAUAACCGCCAUAUCUGCCGCUGUUCUUCAUCAAUUUCUCACCAACCACAAAUCAGAAGCCCUCAACUCGUCGCAUUAGAAUAUGCUGACCUCAGCAUUCCACAUAUCGUCUGCCAAGAGUUAGGUGCUGUUCGGGUGAGGCAACAUGUGAAUCCACUUAGCUCUACUUUAUCGGUUCCCGUUGAAGCACCGGACUGGAAUGAUGUAUUUGAAGACCCAAAGUUGCCUCUAGUGGUGGACAUAGGCUGUGGGAGCGGUAGAUUUCUCAUGUGGCUCGCUAAGAGAAAUCCUGGUUCAAAGAACUAUAUGGGACUUGAAAUACGGAAAAAGCUGGUCACUCGUGCUGAAACAUGGGCGAAGGAGCUAGCUCUCAGUAAUAUAUAUUUUAUGUUUGCUAAUGCAUCUAUAUCCUUCAAGCAACUCAUUUCAACAUAUCCUGGACCUUUGAUGCUGGUUUCAAUAUUGUGUCCAGAUCCUCAUUUCAAGAAGAGGCAUCAUAAAAGAAGGAUCGUGCAGAAGCCUCUAGUGGAGGCAAUUGUGGACAGUCUAAUGCCUGGAGGACAGGUGUUUAUACAGUCUGAUGUGCUCGAAGUUGCUGUUGACAUGCGAAAAUACUUCGAUGCGGAGUCAGAUAAGGUGGUCCAUAUCCAUAAUUUUGACCCCAGUCAUGUGUGUGAUGGUGAAGGAUGGUUAGUGUGUAAUCCAAUGGGGAUCAGAACCGAGAGAGAGAUCCAUGCAGAAUAUGAAGGUGCAACAAUUUACAGAAGAAUGUACCAAAAGCUAUCAUAGUCUUUCCUUGCCAUUCAUGUAUUCAUCACUGCUGUGCUUAGUCUUCAGAUAUUGAACUUCUGAUCUACAAAGCAGCAACAAAACUGACCUCAACUCAGAAAAGAGGUGUCUGAAAGACCCGUGGCACGCCCACAUUGGAAUGGGCCAAUGAGGGUGUUACAGAAUCCGCUAGUAUGCCAAAGACAGAAUCCCUGAUGAUUAAAGUCAGAAAUUUCGAUUAAUAUAGAGUUUCCUUUUAAAGGAUGCAUGAGUUAGUGUUGUAAAGUUUAAUUUGGAUAUUGAACGCUUACCCCAUUUUUGUUUUGCUACAUUUGAGUCGCUUAUCUUAAUAACCAUAUGGUUAUAUUUAACA